Molecule: messenger RNA, 1467 nt
Organism: Striga asiatica
Lineage: Eukaryota; Viridiplantae; Streptophyta; Magnoliopsida; Lamiales; Orobanchaceae
Source: the annotation of a GenBank genome assembly
AUGAACCACCCUUCUUCCCACCGCGGCCUCAGCAGCCUCCGAAUCUCCAUUGCCACCUUCUUCAUCACCACUAUCAUUCUCUACUCUCUCUACACCUCCAAACUCAUCAUCCUCAACCGCAACUCCUCCCCCUCCGACUGCUCGCCCUUCAACACCUCCAACCAACAACAAAAUUCUUCCUCACACUUAAACUUACAGUCACAGCCACUCGACCCCACCCACCUAAACCACAUCGUAUUCGGCAUCGCAGCCUCGUCCAGCCUCUGGGAAAACCGCAAGGAAUACAUCAAGCUGUGGUGGCAGCCAAACAAGACUCGUGGAGUCGUGUGGCUCGACAAACGAGUCGAAAUCUCCCCACACGAGAGACACAUCCUUCCCGAGACACGCAUCUCGGGUGACACGUCGAGAUUCGACUACACAAACAAGCAGGGAAAGCGCUCGGCUCUCCGCAUCUCGAGAAUCGUUUCCGAGACGCUGCGCAUGGGAAUGGAAGACGUCCGAUGGUUCGUCAUGGGGGACGACGACACUGUCUUCAUUGUCGACAAUCUUGUGAGGGUAAUCUCUAAAUAUGAUCACAGGCAGUAUUAUUAUAUCGGGAGCUCGUCCGAGAGCCACAUACAGAACAUACUCUUUUCAUACACCAUGGCGUAUGGAGGGGGUGGAUUCGCAAUUAGCUACCCGCUGGCUAAGGAGCUACAGAAGAUGCAAGACAGGUGUAUACAGAGGUACCCGGCUCUUUAUGGAAGUGAUGAUAGGAUACAGGCGUGCAUGGCCGAGCUCGGGGUUCCUCUCACCAAGGAAAUGGGAUUUCAUCAGUACGACGUGUACGGGAACCUGCUAGGACUUCUGGGGGCCCACCCAGUGACCCCACUCGUCUCGCUCCACCAUCUUGAUGUGGUGGACCCGAUAUUCCCAGGCCUGAGCCGAGUCAACGGGAUUAGACGGCUAUUUGAGUCAGUGGCGCAUGACUCGGGCAGCAUUAUCCAGCAGUCUUUCUGCUAUGACAAGAAUAGGUAUUGGUCGAUUUCCUUGUCAUGGGGCUAUGUGGUCCAGGUGAUGCGUGGAGUGAUAUCUCCGAGGGAGCUGGAAAUGCCGACUCGAACAUUUCUCAAUUGGUACAAACGGGCUGACUACACGGCUUACGCGUUCAACACAAGGCCCGUGGCCAAGCACCCUUGCCAGAAGCCCUUUUUGUUCUACCUGAAAUCGGUCAAGUAUGACGAAAAGAGGAAACAGAUAAUUGGGGUUUACUCCCGUCACAAGGAGGCGCAACCUUACUGCCGGUGGAAAAGUAGUUCGCCGGAAAAACUCAACUCUAUUGUUGUCUUGAAAAGGUCUGAUAACAGCCGGUGGGAGAGGGCGGCUAGGAGGGACUGCUGUAGAGUUUUGCCAUCAAACAGGGAUACAGUUAUGUACUUAUGGGUGGGAAAUUGCAGAGCUGGUGAGAUAAGUGAAUUGCAGAGUUAG